UCAUGAAAUAAGGCAGGCAACUCAAAUGAGAAAAAGGAUUACGACGCGAAUUGGGAAGUUCCUGCUAACAGAGGAGUGGUGUUUCAUGUCUUGUGCUUUACUCUGACUUGAUCGUUUCUUGAUCGAUUUUAACUCACUACAUUAUUUCUCGCCACUGAUGAGUUCACGCUGAGAGAGACACUGGCAGUUACCACAGAAAAAUGGAUGUCGAUCACAGGACUAAAGGCCCGCGAGCGUGUACGACUUGCGCCAAGGCUAAGGCGAGGUGUAUCUCGGGCCCGGAUGGGAGUAACAAAUGCGAGCGAUGCCACAGGCUCCGCAAGCCGUGCGGUUCGCAGACCCCUGCGCCGCCCAGGGCGAAGAAGGAACCCAAGCCUACCAAAGUCUCUGAGCUGGAGAAGAGGCUGGAUGAGUUGACGACGCAGCUGAGCGCGACGACGCAGCAGCCGCAUCAGGGCGGCGUUGGUGUUGGUGGCAGGAAGAGCAGCGAGGUCGCGACGACCGUCGCCAACGGGACCGUCGUAGGGAGCGCAAACUCACCGCUUCCGCCCAGCGGUAGCAUCGCGCCGGCGUCGGCUAGGAUCCCGAUUAACUGCGAUCACCUCUUCCCGCCGGAGGAGGUCAUCGUCGUCGGGGGCGAGGGGGGGUGGUCCGACACGUCGCCUGCGCCGAGCGCGUCUACGGCGGAUGAUCACCAUACGGUCGGGAGCAGCCAGGCCGACAACGGCGGCGCCUCGGGGAUGGGACCUACGUCUGCGACGGCGAACGAGUCGCCAUGGCCGCUGAACAACGAGCAGAGCAAAGUUCUUCAAGUAUUUCUGGACGACAUGCAGCCGCUGUACCCCUUUGUAAUCGUACCUCCGCAUAUGGGCCCGACGCAGCUGGCCGCCGAGAGGCCGUUCCUGUGGAAGGGCAUCAUGAUGACGGCGUGCCACUUGGACGCGACGAAGCAGGUCCUUCUGGGGGAGGAACUGUUGCAGGAUAUUGUGCAGGCCGCGUUCAUGAAGCCCAAGAAGAGUCUGGACGUGCUGCAGGGGCUGCAGCUCCUGAUUGCGUGGUAUCACUACAACAUCAAUAGCUACCAGCUCACGAACUUGCUGUUCCUGGCGCGGUCGAUGUGCGUUAGUUUGGGUUUCAAGGAUAGUCCCAUGCAGCUGGCUGAGCGAGGCGGGAAGGGGACGGGGCUCUCUAUUAGUUUCCAGAAGCCGGAGAGUGAGGCGAGGAAGGUGCAGACGCCGGAGCAGAUUUCGGCGCAGUUGGAACUGAUGAGGGCUUUUGCUGGAUGUUAUUACCUCAACACACUCGUCUUCACGACGAAUAAGCGGCCAGACGCCUUUAUGAACACGACGUACCUCGAGUCCUGCUGCCGACAGAUUGAGGAGGCGGCGGAGUAUCCUAGCGACGCGCUCCUGGUCCACCUCUUCAAGAUCCAGCAGCUCGCGCAGACAAUUUCUCUCACGCUCGGAACGGAGAGCACGAGCUUCCAGUCGCUGCAGCUGCCCCUGACCAUGGUCGUCCAGAGUUUCCAGCAGCAGCUUGACAUCUUCAAGACGUCGCUGCCGGAGCAUCUCAAAGACAAUGUCGGCCUCCUGGCGCACAUCAGCAUAGCGCAAGUCCUUCUCUACGAAAUCGGCAUCCCCGAAGCCCAGGGCCCGGCCUCCUUCAUCUCCCUCACGGAACGUCUCGAGCUCCUCUGGGGCUGCUGCAGUGCCGCCAAGCAGUUUCUCGAGAUCCGCUUCCCACGCAACCACCUCAGCCUGCAGCCGCGCUUCACCUGCCUCAGCUCCUCGGAUUUUUUGUACGUCUUCAUCGUGUGCUUGAAGCUCAUGACGCUCGAUCAGGUGCCCGGGUGGGACCUGCCGCUGGUGCAGAAGCACCUCGACCUCGGCGGGGUCGUCGAGAGCCAGGUGGCGCACUUGGAGGUUUUUGUGGCGCAUCGGAGCGGCAAGUUUAGGAGGGCGGCGGCGGACGCGGCUGCUGCGAGGGGGGAAGAAGGAGAAGCGACAGGUCCAGCGACGGAUGUGCCGGGGCCGAAGGUGGUUGAUCCGUUCGUGAGGCUGACGGAGAUGCUGCGGUACUUCAAGGAUAUCGUCAAGGGCGAGCUGUGCGGACUCAAGUCGCAGCCGGCGAUCCAGGACCCGAUUCAGCUGCCUGCCAACUUGUCGGACGGGACGCAGGCCAUGAUUCGGGAUCUGGAUGCGUCGUUUUGGACGGGCGUGCUUGGGGAGGAUGCUGCUGGGACGUGGGAUGUCGGGAGUAUGUUCCCUUCCAUGGAUUGGACUGCCACUUGACGUUCGUUGGCCGGAUCAUGCGCCCGGAGACGAGGGGCUUUGAGGGGAUUUGUGUAACACUACCACCAGCGGAGGACCGACCGGGACUGACGCAUAUGAAUGUGAUGAAUUAUGAUAUGGGAAAGAGAGAGUUCCCACCUCGCCUUGGGGAGUUGUUGGCACAGUACCAACGUACAGAGGAACAUCGAGAAGAGGGUGUUGUGUCUUUCAGCGGACCAUCUCUUACUACUACCGAUCUGAAAAGGAGAUACGCAAAGAAUUAUGCUCUACGUGGAGGCCAAGAAAGGAGGAGGGUAUUGGUUUUUGGAGUUUCUCACAAGGAGUCGAGCAGGGUCACUAAGGCUUUCAUACAUCUUGUAGUUUUAUUAUUAUAACACACGGAA
Messenger RNA from Colletotrichum scovillei, 2674 nucleotides. RefSeq lists its product as uncharacterized. The transcript is spliced from 4 exons. The record is from RefSeq and is a predicted model, not a curated record. Lineage: Eukaryota; Fungi; Ascomycota; Sordariomycetes; Glomerellales; Glomerellaceae. Gene Ontology annotation, biological process: regulation of DNA-templated transcription. Bases 201 to 2291 code for a protein of 696 amino acids. Gene Ontology annotation, cellular component: nucleus. Gene Ontology annotation, molecular function: zinc ion binding; DNA-binding transcription factor activity, RNA polymerase II-specific; transcription cis-regulatory region binding.